Sebastes umbrosus (honeycomb rockfish) is the source of this 10880-nucleotide messenger RNA. It is a transcript of the gene nbeal2, whose product is annotated as neurobeachin-like 2. NCBI's taxonomy places the organism in Eukaryota, Metazoa, Chordata, Actinopteri, Perciformes, Sebastidae. The record is from RefSeq and is a predicted model, not a curated record. Gene Ontology annotation, cellular component: membrane; cytosol. The coding region runs from base 532 to 8958 and encodes 2808 amino acids. Gene Ontology annotation, molecular function: protein kinase binding. The transcript has 55 exons. Gene Ontology annotation, biological process: intracellular protein localization.
ACAGUGAACUCUUCCCUGUAUGUCUUGUUAAUAUAGAGUCAGACACUAGUUGAUGAUAAUGUGCUGCUCAUCACACACUGACAUAACACGGGACUGCUGACUGAACUGACUCGAGGCAGAGCAGAUCAUUUCUUGGUGUCGAUCGGGUGGCAUCAGUCUCUUCCGUGGGAAACUCUCUCUAAUAGGAACCAUCACAUCACACAGCAGCAACAAGCUCGCUCUAAAUGCGGACAUGGGUGUUCCUCCAGACAUGCAUCUCCACGCAUUUCUGUUCCUGCUUUUAUAAUUUCGACAGCACCGUGGGCCACGCAUGUUUUUGCUUUUUUUCCUGAUAACUUUGACACAGAAAGUGGAUUAUUUGUGGCUGUAAUUUUGCAGGAAUGGUUGACAGGAGCGUGUCGCGUCCUCCUGCUCAUCCUGCUGCUGCUGCCUUUGUAGGAAACAACUUCAAACAGCCCUCCAGGCUUUGACCACCACCAUGCUCACCAGUUUCAUGGUUUAUUAACAACAAAAAACACAAAAAGGGACAUAAUGAGCAACCACAAGGGCGGCGGGAUGGCAUCGAAAGAAAGGCUGUAUGAGCUGUGGAUGUUAUAUUACACCAAGAAAGACGUGAGCUAUCUGCAGCAGUGGCUGGAGGCGUUCGUGGCAUCCUUUGAGACGCUCAUCGAUGUGCAGUCACUGGAGCCUCGGGGGCUGGAGGAGUGCAGCUCGGAGGUGCCCCUGCUCCCCAAGGAGGUCCUGGAGAUCCUCGGCACCCAGCUACGGCAGAGCGCAGGUCACCUCUCCGACCCUGCCGAGCCCAACGGCACCACCCCUCACCCCCUGCUCCUCAUCAAGUUCUUCAUCAUUGUCUGCAGGAAUAUGGAGAACGUCGACCCAGAAGAGACCCCUGAAUUUGUUUUUGAGACCAUCAAGCUUGUGAAUUUGUGUUUGGACCAGCUGAAGAAGGGACAAGGGGAGCAGUCGUCUCUGCAGAUGGUUGUGCAGUAUGGACUCGUGCUGUGUGAAAGUCUGUUUGACCCUUAUCAGACGUGGAGGAGACGCCUGGCAGGGGAGGAGGUGAGCUUGCCGGAGAGGAACAAGUACAAGUUCUCCCCGCUGGCCUUGCCAGAGGAGCUGCCGGUUCUCUUCCACGAAAGUCUCCAGGAAAGCGAUCAGAUCCCAGAGCUCCUCACACUCCGAUUUGUUCACCUCCAGGGUGCCGUCAUCAGUGGAGGAAAGAAGAAUGGCCUUCUCUUCAUCACGCCUCACUCUCUUGAGGACCUGUUCUCUGUCCUGCGAGCGUGGUGCUGCCGAACCUCCCCUGAACCCAAGAGCACGGCGCUCCUGCGGCUGACCCUGCAGUGCCUGACGGCGAUGAUCCACCUCCUGCACUCCAGCAGUCCUGCGGAGCGGCAGGUGGAGAUCAGGACGAUAUUGGAGAGCUACUUCCAGCUCCUCAACUGGAAUCGUCCGAUUAGCAGCGAGCAGCAGGAGAAGCAGAGCUGGGAAGAAAGUCUCCUCUCCCUCCAGAGACAAAUGCUAACUGCUGUUCCUGAGAUCCUGCAGUGCUCUGACAGACCCGUCCUGCAGGCCGUGUUCCUCAACAACAACUGCUUUGAACACAUCCUCAGGCUCAUUCAGAACAGCAAGCUCUUUCAGAGCAACACGCGAAACCCGGAGUGUGAGGUUGUGUGUGACCUCACUACAUGUUUACUCUCAGAGGUCGAAGUGGACCAGGUUUGGGAGAAAGGAUCAGACAGUAUUACAGUUCACGCCUUAGGAGUCCUCACAGCCAUAAUGAGUAACUCGCCCUCUGCUAAGGAGGUUUUCAAGGAGAGGAUUGGCUACUCCCAGCUGUUUGAUGUGCUGAAGAGUCAAGGUCAACCCACCAAACGGCUGCUGCAGGAGCUGAUGAACAUGGCAGUGGAGGGCGAGCACGCCCACGCCCAUCACCUUGGCAUUAGUAACGAGCAGCCUCUGCUGCUGCUACUGCAGUGGCUGCCUGACCUGUCGGGUCAGAGGGACCUCCAGCUGCUGGUGGCCCAGUGGCUGGCCACCGUCUGUGGUGGCUCCUUAUCCUGUCGCACCGUGGCCGUGGAGGCGGACAUGGUGGGGGCUCUGCUGCAGGUGCUCUCACAGCCCCAGAAUCUUGACCGGCAAUGUGCGGACGCCUUGCUGGGCCUCCUGCAGGACCUGGGCUCCCUGUGUCUGAGACCAGAGGAGCUGAAGAGCCUGCUCAGACUGCUCCGGGUGGAUCAGGACAAUGACGCAGUGGUGGGGAAGGUGCACCCCUACUGCGCUCGCAUCACCCAAGUGCUCUCGGCCAUGGCGGCCAGAGAAGGCCAGGACAGCGCCUUGCAGUACUUUGAUCUCACUCCCCCCAUGGCUGGUAUUAUGGUGCCCACGGUCCAGCGCUGGCCAGGCAGCGGGUUUGCCUUUCACGCCUGGUUCUGCCUCAACAUGGAUUUCCCCAACAAGCGUAAACCUCGAUCCUGCUCUGUAUCAGGGGAAAUGGGAAAAGGACCCCGCAGGAAGCAGCUCUACAGUUUCUUCACAGCAAGUGGAACCGGGCUGGAGGCCUUCUUCACCAUGGAAGCAGUUCUGGUGGUGGCUGUUUGCACUAAGAAAGACUACAUGGCUGUCGCUCUGCCAGAGUACCCACUAGCUGACUCAUGCUGGCAUUCAGUGGCUAUAGUCCACAUCCCUGGCCGUCGUCCAUUUGGUCAGAACCUGGUCAACAUCUACAUCGAUGGAGAGCUGCGUAAAACUGCUCAGCUCCGCUUUCCAUCUCUCAAUGAGCCUUUUACCUCCUGCUGCAUCGGAUCUGCAGGCCACCGGACCACUACCACCACCACCUCCCCCAACCUGCCCUCUUCCUCGUCCUCGAGCCCAACGUCUUCCGAGUUUGCCUUCCCCUCCUAUGGCCCUUCCCUCAUCCGCUCCCAGUCCUUCCCAGCCACCUUUGCAGGAGGCCGCUGGGGGCCUAUGGGAGAGUCCCAGGUGCACACCAUCCCAGCAGGACUGCAGGACACCGAGUGGGGGACACCCUCGUCUCUGGAUGGGCUCCUGGGCACCGCCUUCAUCUGCCACGAGGUCCUGCAGCCGACACAGACAAGAGCGCUGCAUGCUGCAGGCCCCAAUCACGUGUCCUUAUUCAAAGCGGAGGGCGAGUUAUCUGAUCUCAACAGUAGGCUUCUGCUCUACUACACUCCACAGGCCUUCAAGAGCCAGAUAUGUCUGGACCUGUCUCCCAAUCACCAAUAUGAUGGCAGGCUCACAGGACACAGGGUGGUGAACUGGGACAUCAAGGAUGUUAUAAACGUGAUGGGAGGUAUGGGGGUUUUGCUGCCCCUGCUGGAGCAGGUGUGUGAGGCCGAGCAGGUUAACAGCGGCAGUCAGGAGAUCUCCGACCAUCUGCUGGGACCAGAGCUCACCUCCCCCAGAGGGCCCACUGCCAUGCUGCUGCCACUGAACAAGUCACCAGAGGGCAGACUAGAGAGAAACAGCAUCGCUGCUUUCCUGCUGAUGGUGAAAAAUCUGAUCCGUCAUCACCCCGUCAAUCAGGAGAGCCUGCUGCACUGCCACGGGCCGAGCACCAUCGGAGCCAUGCUCAGCAAAGUUCCCGGCAGUAUGAUAGACAAGAACGUCUUAAUGGCCUGUCAGCUGCUGCUGGAGCAGGUUUUCAACGAGGGAAACAGCAAACUUCUACAGCAGCUCUACCACCACCUGCUCUUUGAUUUCCGCAUCUGGACUAAAAGCCAUUUUGCCGUUUGUCUGGCCCACAUGCAGUACCUGGGGUCUGUGAUACACAAAGGCAAGCAGCGCCUGAAGAGGAAGUACGGGGUCCAAUAUGUUCUGGAUACCAUUCGCACAUACUACAGUGCGGAGAAAGAUGGCAGCCCUCUGUCUGAGGAAAAGCAAACGAUUCAGUCCUCUCUGUUCUCCCUGCUGAAAGAAUUUCUCAAGUCUCCUUCCCCAGAGGAGCUCCACAGUGUCCUCGCCUACAUCCUGACUGUCGGAGAGGAGAAGCAGGUGGUGAGGGCCUUGGAUGUGCUCUAUGACCUCAUGAGGAGCAGCCCUCUUCGUGAGCAGGUGCAGGCCGUGCUGCUGGAGUGGGGCGUGGAGCAGCUGUACUGCCUGCUGCUCACGCCGAGCUACGGAGACGAGGCCAGAGAGAGGGUCUUCAGGGUUUUAUACAAAAUCCUCAAAAGCGAGCGAGUGGCUGAGCGCAACAAGCAGCGCAUCAAGCUGAAGGAUUUCGGUUAUCUUGGCCUGGUUUGCUUCCUUGAUGAAAUCCCGGUUACCAUGACCACAGUGCGAUGUCUGUACGAGCAGGUCCUAGCGACAGAUGCGACUCCUAACUUCAGAGACCUCCUGGCUGUGGUCUGGCUGUCCCAUCGAGCAGAGCUCACUGUCCGCUUAGACAUCUGCCGCAAGCUCUUCCAUCUGAUCUACUCCAACGACGAUUACGUGAAGCAGCUCGCCAAGCAGCCCGGCUGGCAGGAUGCUUUGACCAAGCUCUACGUGAAAGAGUGCUACGAGUCCCACGCCGCCAGCAUCGCAGGCUCCAGCUCCCACAGCUCCUGCGAGCCGAACUACCGGCCGCCGCUGCGCAAGGAGCAUGCUGUGGUGAUAGAGGACGCGCACCCGGACAUCUUCAUGAGUUACCACACCUCGCAGGACAUUGAGGACGAGGAGGAGGAGGAUGAAGGUGGCCCACGGGACAACUCUGAGGAGUUCUCUGAUUUAUCCCAGUCGCCUCCAAGCGGAGGUGGAGGUCCGCUUAAAAACUUCACCGGCUCCCUCCAUUUCAAGUCGUUUGACUCGGUGGACCAGGGGAGCCACUCGUCCUCCAAUGCGGUUGAUAUCCCCACGUCUCGCCCUGACGAGGAGGGGAGAGACUACCAACCCCAGUCCCCCUUUGGUACCCCGUUUGAUAUGGAGCUAGGCGGCAUGGGAGACACUGGCACACACACUCCUGCAGAUAGCCUGACAAACACACCAUCUCCUCUCGAGCACUGCAAAGCCUUUCCACCUGACAGACCAAGGAAGAGCUCCAGUCUGUCCAACGUGCUGGACGAUACCAGCUACGGGACAGACCCUCCAACUGGAGACACAAUCUCCAAUACGUCCAACCCACAGCAGACCCCUGAGGAGGAACUUUGCAACCUGCUAACCAACAUCGUCUUCUCCGUGCCGUGGAACCGCAGCGGGGCGGAGGUGGCUGAGGAUGUUGUUUGGAGAGAGAGAGGACAGGUGUUUUCUGUUCUCACCAAACUGGGCUCCUCCUGCCAACUGGUCCGCCCUCCUGAUGACAUCAAACGCAGUCUGUUGGAGAUGAUGCUGGAGUCGUCUUUGUCAGACCUGAGGGACGCCCAGGGAGUGACUCUGCCUUUCUGUCCCAGUCUGGUUCGGCUCCUCAGGCUGCUGCAGGACGUCCUGUUUGCUGAGGGAACAGACAACCACACGCUGUGGAGUGAAAAGAUAUUUGAAGGGGUGGUGAACCUGCUGGACAAGUUACAGGCCUGGCAUAGCACCCCUGGCAGCCCCGGGAACACCGAACUGAAGGAAAUGGCCCAGAUCGGCCUGCGUAUAAUAACAGGAUACAUCCGACAGCAGCACUCACAGGUGUGUGUGAUGGCCUACGUGAAGCUCCACAGCCUCCUCCAGACUGUGCUGUGUCUGAGCUGGGAGGAGGUGUGCUUCCUGCUGGGGCAGUUGGGUGCCCCCCUGUGGCCAGGAGGCGUAAUGGACAACACAGACAGUGCACAUGAGGAGACUUUCUCCCAGCUUGUGCCCAUUGUGCGCACGCUGCUUGACCAGCACGCUGACCCCGUCACCAUCCAAAAGCUACUGCCCAACCUGCCCAUCACUAACGGCAGCACCACCUUCGCCGAGGACCUGAAGGCCUUCUGUCACACAGCGGAGUGGCAAGGCUUUUACCAGCAGCAGGUCCAGCCCACCAUGGUGCAGUAUGAGCAGGAUACGUUUGGGAGGAGCCACGACAUCAUGUCCAAUUUCUGGAACUCCUGCUUCGAUGACCUGAUGAGUACGGCCUUUAGACGGGACAAAGAAAGAUCAGACAGCAAGUCCAAGUUUCAGGAAGUGAUCGUGGAUCCUUGUAUGAAGCGAGUCAGAAGUGAGAACAGCAGGUACCACAGCUGGCAGAAGCAGAGCUCCAGCCAGCAGGGGGUGGUGUGGCAGCACUGGAGAGCUCUUCGCAGGCUUUUGACCAGUGAGAGGGGAGCAUGGGCCAACAAAGUUCAACCAGAGGUGAAAUUGAAAUUGUCCAAUGCGGAGACAUAUUCAAAGAUGCGUCUCAAACUUGUGCCCAACUUCAACUAUGAUCCUCACAUUGAGGCCAGUGCCCUGAGGGACAACAUGGGAGCUGACAGCCCUCGUAGCUCUGAACCCCUCCCGUUGGCUGUUGCAAAGGAGGCAAAAGUAAGCUACAUGGAGGACGAUCAGCUAGGGGAAGAGGACAUCGUCUUUUUGGAUAACAAGGUGGAGGGAGAAGACGAGAGUCAGAGAGAAAAACUGGUUCUGUCUGAGGACUGCGAGCUCAUCACCAUCGUGGCGGUCGUGCCGGGUCGUCUGGAGGUUACCACGCACCAUCUCUACUUCUACGAUGGCAGCAGUGAGAAAGAAGAGACAGAGGAAGGAAUCGGGUUUGAUUUCAAGAGACCGCUGUCUCAGCUCAGAGAAGUCCAUCUGAGGCGCUACAACCUGCGACGAUCUGCACUUGAGCUGUUCUUCAUAGACCAGGCUCAUUACUUCAUCAACUUUAGGAAAAAGGUACGAAACAAAGUGUACUCCAGGAUUCUGGGGCUGCGGCCUCCCAACCUGUUCUAUUUCGGCUCUCGCUCCCCCCAAGAGCUCCUGAAGGCAUCUGGGCUCACACAGAAAUGGGUCUGCAGAGAAAUCUCCAACUUCGAGUACUUGAUGCAACUGAACACCAUUUCUGGACGCACUUACAACGACCUGUCGCAGUAUCCUGUGUUCCCCUGGAUCUUGUGUGACUACACCUCUCCCAUUCUGGAUCUGGAGGACCCAUCAGUUUUCAGAGACUUGUCCAAACCAAUCGGUGUGGUCAACGCCCGCCAUGCACAGAAUGUCAGAGAAAAGUAUGAGAGCUUUGAGGACUCAACAGGCACCAUCGACAAAUUCCACUAUGGCACACACUACUCUAAUGCAGCAGGAGUCAUGCACUACAUGAUCCGCAUGGAGCCGUUCACAACUCUGCAUAUCCAGCUGCAGAGCGGCAGGUUUGACUGCGCAGACAGACAGUUCCACUCUGUGGCAGCGGCCUGGCAGGCUCGCAUUGAGAGCCCAGCUGACGUCAAAGAGCUCAUCCCGGAGUUCUUCUACUACCCAGAAGUCCUGCAGAACAUGAACGGCUUCGACCUGGGACGUUUGCAGAUAUCUCAAGACCCGGUGGCAGAUGUUCUGCUGCCUCGCUGGGCCUCAUCAAGAGAAGACUUCAUCAGGCAACACAGGAAAGCCCUGGAAUGUGAGCAUGUGUCCAAUCACCUCCAUGAGUGGAUUGACCUGAUCUUUGGUUACAAGCAGAGAGGCGAAGAGGCCGUGAACGCCCUCAAUGUCUUCUACUACUGCACAUACGAGGGAGCCGUAGAUCUGGAUGCAAUUGCCAACGAGACAGAGCGUAAGGCCCUGGAGGGCAUCAUCAGCAACUUUGGACAGACUCCCUGUCAGCUCCUUAAGGAGCCUCAUCCUCCUCGUAUGUCAUCUGAGAACGCAGCUAGGCGGCAGGCCCGCCUGGACACUCUGCCCCCGAACAUCUUUGAGCAGCUUGACAAACUUCGGCCAUUUGUGGAGGUGGUAAGCGAUGGCCUUCCUCUGAUUCAGGCGGUGGUACCAAAGAGCCAGAAUCGCUCCUCAAUCAUCCAGGGAUCAGAUAUACUGGUGACUGUGAGUUCAACCGGGUUGAUAGGAACACACAGCUGGUUGCCAUACGACAAAAACAUCGCCAACUACUUCACCUUCACUAAGGACCCGACCAUGACUAAUCCCAAAACGCAGCGAUUCUUGAGCGGACCGUUCUCUCCCGGGGUGGACAUCAGCGCUCAGGUGCUGGUGGUGUCCAACGACGGCCGCCUGCUGUUCAGUGGAGGACACUGGGACUGCAGUCUCCGUGUCACCCAGCUGGGGAAGGGAAAGCUGGUGGGCAGGAUCUGCCGGCACAUCGACGUUGUUACCUGCUUGGCUCUGGAUCUGUGUGGCAUCUACCUCAUCUCUGGUUCAAGGGACACAUCCUGUAUAGUGUGGCAGGUUCUACAGCAGGGUGGCUUCUCCAGCGGUCUGUCUCCUCGGCCGGUGCAGAUUCUCUGUGGCCACGACCAGGAGGUCACCUGUGUGGCCAUCAGCACUGAACUGGACAUGGCUGUCUCAGGGUCGAAGGAUGGGACUGUGAUAGUGCACACGGUCCGACGAGGCCAGUUCCUGCGAACGCUGCGGCCUCCUGGUGAUAGCUGUGUACCCGCCCACAUCUCUGAGCUCCAGGUGGGCAUGGAGGGCCACAUAGUGGUGCAGACCUCGCUGGAGGAACGCUCUAAUAGAAAGGGCAAGUACUCCAUUCAUGUUUACUCUGUAAACUGCUGUCUGCUGGCCUCCGUCACCAUGGAGGAGCAGGUGACUGCUCUCCACCUGGUGUCUGAGCACAUCAUCCUGGGGACCAUGGAGGGCAGCCUCCACAUACGAGAUUUAUGCAGCCUGAACGCUCCGGUAGCGCCCCUGGCCUUGAAGGUUCCCGUGAGGAGCGUGUCUGUCACUAAAGAGUGCAGCCACAUCCUGGUGGGACUGGAGGACGGGAAGUUGAUUGUGGUGGGGGCCGGGAAGCCAGAGGAGGUUCGCUCAGGACAAUUCUCCCGUCGCAUUUGGGGCUCCACACGGCGCAUCACUCAGGUGUCGGCAGGUGAAACCGAGUAUAAUCCCACUGGGAAUGCUGGCAAAUGAGAUGAGCAAUGGUGGAGGAACUCUGAGGACUCUGUAGGUUGCAUACACCUGCGCUCGCCAAGAUGCUCGCCAGACUCAACAAAGCCUUUGUUCCCUUUACACGCUGGGAAACUCUCCUCCUCACUCAGCCACUGAUCUCUCUGAGAGAGCAACUAUACACUGUGCACUUUUUUAAAAUUCUUAACUGAUUUGAUAUUUUAUUGUGUAUUUCAUUUACUGUUUUUAAUCAGCAUCAUUCCAAAGAGUGGCCUUAUUUUUGUGGGUGGACAAGAGCUCGGUGUUUGAACCCACUGUUGAACAGUGAGUCAUGUUUCAGGGAUGUGACUCAUGCUGAUGCACACGCAGCGUCAGACACAGAGAGGAGUAAUGCCGUGAACUCUCCAGGCUCCGUGUUCUUGGUUUAUUUCUUGUCAGAGGAACAGCUGUGAGCCAUGUGCUGUCUGUUGAAUGUCCCAAAGUCAUUGGUUUGGCGAUGGCAUCUUCUUAAAACUCCUGGAAACUUGAAAACUGCUGUAGAUGUUAAUCGAGAUUUCCAUAUUGCAAUACUGGUGAAUGCCACACGGGGGAUUGACUCUGUAAAAAAAAAGAAGAUAUACAGGAGGUAACUGAUCACUGUAGUGAACCGAUGCUGUGUUGUGAUCUUCAGCGGUCGACAUCAGGAUUUGCUGCAGCAGAAGUGCACCGCAAUACCACAGUGUAUAAUCCUGCAUUCCUCUAGGCUCAAUGUAAAACUGUUACAAUUAAAGCAAUAACUGCUUUAAUGGUCAAGUAUGUGAAUAUAUUCACUUUUUUAUCAUAACUGUGGAGCUUGGAUGCAUUGCAGCUCAAGAGGAGUGCCUCCUGUUGCCUUACACACACAAUGGAGUAAAGACCUUUACACAUGUGUCUUUUGUUAUUACUGUUCACCACACGACUAUAUCCCUGUUUUAUUUCUGAAAAGUGCCUUUUUUAGCUUUUGUCUAGAGCCAUGUAUAAACACUGAAAUCCAAUCAUCUAUGUAAGAUCACUAUAUAUGUCAGACUGUACCCCUGCUGAUCUGAUUUAAACCCACUUUACUACUCUACUAUGACUCCCAUGUUGUUAAUGAACACAGUAAACUGUUGGCUGGAUGCACAUACUUGCCUGUACUAGUAUUGUACUCUGUUUUAUGAAGCGCUGAAAAACAUCUGAAGACACGAUGACUCUGAAACACGUGAGCACAGAGUCUGUGAGCGAGUUUCAGAGGAAUUCACUUCCUGCCAGCUUCUUUUGCUGUGGUCGGAACAAAGUAGUUGUUAUGCAGCGUCAUGACAGGACGGAGACAAAGGGAACUAUUUGGGCGAAUGCAAUACCCAUAACAUGGCGCAUACACACAAAUUACCUAGUCUUUGGAAGUGAUGUUCAGAAUAACCUUUAGUGUAAGCAAGUAUAAAAGAAACGUGUAUUUGAAAUGGUGUUUACUUUCAUCUGCUUUCCACCCUGGGAAAUCACAAAAUCAGUACAUUCAGCCUGUCUAAGAUCACAUUUUAUUCAACUGUAAGAUGAGAUCGACUGUGUCUCAUCUCAUCUGUGAAAAUAAUGGAUUGUUUGCAUCAGCAGCUGCUCAAUUACACAUUUGAUCAUCUACUUUGCUAUUGUGCAAACUGAUAUCAAUUCAUGUUAACGCUGCUCUGUUUUGCUCGAAAUGUCAUGAAUGUUAUAUUUCAUUUAAUUAUGCAGUAACACUCAGAGUCUUUAGUUUAAUCUAUGGAGCUCAGAACAGAGGCUUCCUUUCAGCAUUGGGUCUUUACAAUCACAAACGUGGGUUGAUGAUGUUUUUGGUAUUAUUUGUUGUUUAAAUGUCCUGAUUUCGGUUCUACAAAAAAGCACUGCCUUGUAUUUAGAUUAUUUAGCUUUUGUAUUGUUCUUGGAAGAUGUUGAAAAUACACUUUACUUUUUAAAAA